Molecule: messenger RNA, 1667 nt
Organism: Seminavis robusta
Lineage: Eukaryota; Bacillariophyta; Bacillariophyceae; Naviculales; Naviculaceae
Source: the annotation of a GenBank genome assembly
AUGCGGUCAUUUUCGUUAAUUUUGCUACGGAGAACAUCACCCCACUGGCAUGCAUGCAUCACUCCAUCCACCCAUCCACCAAACGAAGAGACACCCACAGUGACCCCUCCCAAGGCUAACCUACAGUCAAAGCAACGCUCAUCGUAAACGGUGAGAAACAAAACAACCAUAAAAGACCGCGCUGCAACAUUAGAAUGGCUGAAGAAGGCAGGGCCAAGCUAGAUUUGGAGGAUGAUGAUGCCUCCUCUGGCGACGACGCGGGAGGCAAAGGAACCAAGCGGAAAGAUCCCGGCAACGAUCCGGAGGCCGAAGAAAGCAAACGGGCGGAGCGCCGUGCAGCCAACCGACGAAGUGCUUUUCAAUCUCGCCAGCGUAGAAAGAUCCUGAUCGAAGACUUGCAAAAGACUGUUGCCACCCUAUCAAAAGAGAACACUGAUCUUCGCAACAACAACAAUCAACUCCGUGCCAAACUGGAGACGGCAAUGUUAGAGAAUCAGUUAUUAAGAAAACAGAAAGGAGGAACUGCACCUACACUCGAAAUCAAUGGUGAUUCUGGUGUAGCUGAUGGUGCUGCAGCAGGGGAUUCUAUUAAUGCUGGUCCGUCUACCGACGAAAAGAUCCCAGCAGGUGCCACUGCAUCUGCCGGCACUAACAAUCAAACCCAAGGAGCCACAGUCGCCACAGCCAGCAAUGCACAGACAGUGGAUAAUGCUCCAGCACCGCCUGCAAAUAAUGGAGUUUUGGGUUCCAACAACCAGGUUGGGGUCCCCGCUGCUGCAGCGCUGUUGGCGCUAAAUGGUGGGGGUAAUACCAACGGAGCUCCACCGUCCCAACUCUUGGGCACACAAGCACCUUCUACGGCUGCACAUCUAUUAUCAAAUCAAGCGGUUCCUGCGGCUCAACUGAUGAACGGGCUGCAUUCCCUCCCCGGAGCCAACCCAGCGUCCGACCCUCUAUUGGCUGCAAGAUUGGCACUUGCCGGGGCUUCCGGUGGUUUGGGCAAUUUGAACAAUGUUGGGAAUCCUGCUGUCAUGCCAGGUGCUAGUCAGCAACAGCCAAAUCAUGCCGUUCAUGCGCUGGCAGUAAAUCCGGCGAAUCUCGGGCUUGGGGGAGGACAGCAGCUGCAACAACUUGCUAUGCUGUUGGGUGGGGCGGUAGCGAGACCAGCAGACCCAGGACAACAGCAGUUUGCACUCUUGCAGGCAGCUUUUGGAAGGUCUAUUGCAGCUGCUUCAGCACCAACAACUGCUGCCCCAAGCGACUCGAUGUCUCAGGUCAUGCGGGCACUUUCCGAAAACCAAGCAUCAGAUCAACAAAAUGGGGCUGCGCCCACCACGUAACAGAAUUGUUGGAGUCGAGGCGCGUGUUGUGAGUAGGAGAUGCAUUUGAUGCAAUGCAAACCAUCCACUACGUCUGUAAGGCAGGUUGCAACACUUGGGGCUAACGAUACUCAUUGCAACAGGACGAGAAUUGCAUGAGAAGCAGCAUUUCUUUGCAUUUAAGUAAAAGUGUACUGAUAGUAUUUUUGUGUCUGUAGUGGACUUUAUCAUAUUCCAUGACGUGUGGUGCAGCGUCUCCAUUAUAAUUCAGUGGGCAGACAAGUAGAUCUACUCUGGCCCCCAAUUUGAUUUUUGCUAGUUAACUAGGAGCUAAUAUACGGUAUCAGC